This is a messenger RNA of Annulohypoxylon maeteangense, 2250 nucleotides long. RefSeq names its product MFS general substrate transporter. Gene Ontology annotation, biological process: transmembrane transport. Gene Ontology annotation, cellular component: fungal-type vacuole membrane. The coding region runs from base 522 to 1994 and encodes 490 amino acids. The transcript is spliced from 3 exons. Lineage: Eukaryota; Fungi; Ascomycota; Sordariomycetes; Xylariales; Hypoxylaceae. Gene Ontology annotation, molecular function: transmembrane transporter activity. The record is from RefSeq and is a predicted model, not a curated record.
GUCCAAUUUUGUAAUGGAAGUUUAGAAGACAAUAGCCCCUAAUAUCGAGAAAAAAAUCUGUACCUGGGUAAUCAAGAUGGAAAGCAUCCGAUUGAUAACACAUGUCCAAUAGAAUGCUACGGACUUGUGGACUUCCCUGUGAUGAUCGCCUGGAGCCGCUCCGGUCGCCUUCGUCGCCCCGGAUUCCUGCACGUCGGCUCCACAUCUCCUCCACAUUGAGAGAACAUUCGGAGCGGCACUCGGGACAAAUUGGUGGGUUCGUAUCGUGCCGAAGGGAUCCCUAUAGGCUAUAUUAUUAAGUUCCUUUGGUAAUAACCUUCCAAUAGCGCCGAACGCGGAGUGACAAACCAAAGUAUACCGUGACAUGUACUUGUUGUGAUCGAUCGUUCUUAUGGUGAGAUUUUCCAACUUUAAUGUGCCUCGAAUGGCUAUCAUGGUCGAUUUUUCCUAAUUUCCCUAACCCAACUCCUUAAUCUUUUACCUACCUAAUAUUCUUCUUCUUGGUGGUUACAAUCGCGAUCAUGGCGAGCCAAGACAGUAGUGAUCAAUUCCAAGAAAAACACGGUUCGGCAAUGGCCGAGGCCCAUGAAGACGAUAGUGGAUCCAUCGUUUCGUCUUCUGAUGGCAUUAACCCUAUCCGUCCAAAUGGGACUAAAGACGAAGGCGACGUUUCGCAGGGCGCAUCAAAAAAGGAUACUAAGCGAUCGAGGGUCUCCGAAGAAGUAAGAAGAACCACCAGCAAUGUCAUCGCACACGUCGCCUCGCGCAUCACCACCAGGACAUGGCCAGAACCACCACCUCCUCCGGACGGAGGGAUAGAUGCGUGGACCCAAGUCGCAAUGGGCUGGCUGGUUAUCUUCACUACAUGGGGAUGGGUGAAUUCCUUUGGUAGCUUUCAGACCUACUACACAUCGGUAUUGCCACAAACACCGUCCACGAUAUCGUGGAUUGGGUCCGUGCAAAUAUGGUUCUGCCUAGUAAUAAGCGUCAUAUCCGGUCGUCUGCUCGACGCUGGCCUGUUCUUACCGACCUUUAUGGUUGGCGCGGUCAUUCAGGUACUCGGCAUGUUCUUAAUGAGCAUCUCAAACCAAUACUGGUCGUUGAUGCUGACCCAAGGCGUCCUGACGGGAAUCGGAUCCGGGAUCUUCUUCACCCCGUCUCUCGCCCUCGUCGCGACUUACUUCAACAAGAGGCGCGGCCUCGCCGUCGGGCUUGCGACGACGGGUAACUCAGCAGGGGGAAUCAUUUAUCCUGUCGUUGUGAGGCAGCUGAUCCCUACGCUGGGAUUCGCAUGGACUACGAGAGUCCUAGCGUUCAUCAACCUAACAUGCCUUAGCGUCGUGUUUGCGUUUAUGCGCCCACGCCUACCGCCUAGGAAAUCAGGUCCCAUUAUUGAUUGGUCUGCAUUUCGCGAACUGCCGUACCUGGGGGUCGUGGGUGGGAUAUUCGCGACGUCGAUGUCUAACUACUUCACCUUCUAUUAUAUCGCAUCUUUUGGCAGAGAAUCAUUGGGUCUCUCAUACUCGGCUGCUUCAAUCAUGGUGAUCCUCAUCAACGGAGCAGGAAUUUUAUUCCGAGUUAUACCUCCCAUCAUCGCCGAUCGCAUUGGGCCGAUUAACGUCAUGUUUCCUGUGACGUUUGCGUGGGCGCUUGUGGCGUUCUGUUGGUUAGGUGUGGACAGCGUACCGGGCUUGUACGUCUUUACGUGUUUCUAUGGUAUCUGUUCCGGGAGUUUCCAAUGUCUCACGGCAACGGCUGUUGCGAGCAUCACGAAGAGACUCGAUACGGUUGGGACGAGGCUUGGAAUGGCCUUCAGCAUUUCUUCAUUCGCGUCGCUCACUGGACCCCCUAUUGGCGGGGCAAUCCAGGCCGCUAGUGGUGGUAAAUUCACGGGUGCACAAGCAUGGGCGGCCACGAUGACUUUCAUCGGAUUUCUAUGCUUCGCGUUUGUGAGAGUAAGUAAAGUUGGGUGGGAAUUAAAGGCGAGGUGUUAAGAAAUGCACGGGAUUAUUAUGAGUAUCGGGCAUGGGUACUAGGUAAACAGGACAUGUGACGGCUUGGAAAAUUGGUGACGGAUUUUACGAUUAAUUAUUAAUAGAUAGUCGAUAAUAUGUGCGGCAUGGUAUGCUCUUGGAAAGUUGUACGUCGAUAUCCCAUUCGAGAUCGGGUCUUUGGCUUCAUCUGGGUAUCUGAUAGAUGCAUGGGGUCUCCAUCAACGCUUUGAGCAAACCCGACAAUAUUAGCGUUGAU